Messenger RNA from Penaeus monodon (black tiger shrimp), 996 nucleotides. RefSeq names its product proline-rich proteoglycan 2-like. The transcript has 3 exons. NCBI's taxonomy places the organism in Eukaryota, Metazoa, Arthropoda, Malacostraca, Decapoda, Penaeidae. The record is from RefSeq and is a predicted model, not a curated record. Bases 1 to 996 code for a protein of 331 amino acids.
AUGAGUCGUCGCAUGCCCAGGAGUCUGGGAGUGUCGCCUCCCCGGGACGCGCCGAAUGAGUCGUCGCCUGCGCAGGCGGCUCCUGCUGCCCAGGAGCGAGGAAAAAAUUGCCUGCGAGCACGCGGACAAGCAACUGGGUGGGUGCUGGAGGGUUUUCCCCGAACAACCAGUGGCGGGGACCCGCCCGGGGAAAUUUGGCCCCCAAAGGGGGGCUGGUGGGCAAGGGAAAACCCGGAGGAGCUGCCGCCGAGGACAUCCCGGAGGAGUUCCCUGCCGAGGAAGCCGGGGGAGUGCCCCCGAGGAUUGCUGGAGGAGCUGCCUGCGAGGACAUGCCGGGGAGCACCCUCCCGAAGAAUCCCAGGGAGGCCUGCCGGGGGAACCCCGGAGGGGGCCCUGUGGGGAGCCCCCGGAGGAGCUGCCUGCCGAGGAACCCCCCGGGGAGUCCCUGCCGGGGACGCGCCAAAGGGAGCUGUGCCGAGGACGCGCCGAGGAGCUGUGCGAGGACGCGCGAAGGGUCCCUGCGAGGACGGCCGAAAGCGUCUGUCGAGGACCCCAAAGGGAGUGCCUCCCGAGGCCCCCCGGAGGGCUGUGCCGGGACACCCCGGAGGAGUCCCUCCCGAGGACCCCCCGGAGGAGCGCCUGCCGAAGAAUCCGGAGGGGUCCCGAGGACACCCGGGAAGCUACCGGGGAGUAGAGGGAGGGUGGGGGAGCGACGGUGACCAAGUCCGACGAAGGAGGACCGUGACGCCGGGAGGGGCGGGUGACGGAAGGGAAGGCCCGGGACCUACUUCACAGGGGAAAAACCGACAGGGGCCCCAGUGUUCGGGGGGCCCUGUGUUGUUUGCGGGGGCGAACUCCCGCCCAUGGUCGUAUUUUGGGGAUUUUUCAUCGCUGGAGGGCAUCGGGAGAAUUCCCCAGGGCCCAGGGGGGGUUGCCAAAAACCCACUCUUUUGCGAAAAUCACAUGAGUGCUACAAGAGACAUCAGGGAGUUUUAG